Entelurus aequoreus (snake pipefish) is the source of this 5592-nucleotide messenger RNA. It is a transcript of the gene nalcn, whose product is annotated as sodium leak channel, non-selective. Gene Ontology annotation, biological process: transmembrane transport; monoatomic ion transport. Gene Ontology annotation, cellular component: membrane. The record is from RefSeq and is a predicted model, not a curated record. Lineage: Eukaryota; Metazoa; Chordata; Actinopteri; Syngnathiformes; Syngnathidae. Gene Ontology annotation, molecular function: monoatomic cation channel activity. The transcript is spliced from 45 exons. Bases 199 to 5421 code for a protein of 1740 amino acids.
CUGCUGAAGAGAUUGCAGGUUGCGCGCGCACCCUCAUCUCCCACACACACACACACACACAUGCAAAGAGGAGGAAAACAGCUGAUGUCGGGGGACAAGAUGGGACCCGGUCGAUAAGAAGGAGAAAACCUUGAAGACAGCCUCUCACCCUUCUUGCUUCUCUCUGGUUGAUCCUUCCACCUCUCUUUUGCCCCGGGGAUGAACGCACCAAUGAGGAGCCUCACAAUCCACUCUCUGUAUAGCACGGCAAGCCCCAGCAUGCUGAAGAGGAAACAGAGCUCCCGGGUCGAGACCCAGCCCAUGACCGACUUUGGGCCAGAUGAGACCCUAGCAGACAGCGCGGACAUCUUCUGGAUCAACAAACCAUGGGUGCACACCCUGCUAAGAGCCUGCGCCAUCAUCAGCGUCAUCUCGGUGUGCAUGAACACCCCCAAGACCUUCGAGCAUUACCCACCUUUGCAGUAUGUGACGUUCACGCUGGACACGCUGCUCAUGUUCCUCUACACGGCCGAGAUGAUUGCCAAGAUGCACAUCAGAGGAAUCAUCAAGGGGGAUAACUCCUAUGUGAAAGAUCGAUGGUGCAUGUUUGACGGAUUCAUGGUGUUUUUCAUCUGGGUGUCCCUGGUGUUGCAGGUGUUUGAAAUAGCGGAGCUGGUGGAUCAGAUGUCUCCAUGGGGGAUGCUGAGAAUCCCCAGAGCGCUCAUUAUGAUCCGGGCCUUCAGGAUCUACUUCCGCUUCGAGCUUCCUCGCUCCCGCAUCACCAACAUUUUGAAGCGCUCCGGGGAGCAGAUCUGGAGUGUGUCUAUCUUUUUGCUGUUUUUUCUCCUGCUCUAUGGAAUUCUGGGUGUUCAAAUGUUUGGAACGUUCAACCAUCACUGCGUUACCAAUGACACACAGAAAGGCAAUGUGACAUGGAACAGCCUGGCCAUCCCCGACACCCACUGCUCCCCCGAUGGCGAGGGCUACCAGUGUCCCUUGGGCUUCAAGUGCGUGGACCUGGAAGAACUGGGCCUCAGCAGACAGGAGCUCGGUUACAGCGGCUUCAAUGAGCUGGGGACAAGCAUCUUUACUGUAUAUGAAGCAGCCUCUCAGGAAGGUUGGGUGUUCCUCAUGUACAGAGCCAUUGACAGUUUCCCUCGCUGGCGUUCCUACUUCUAUUUUAUAACUCUCAUUUUCUUCUUGGCGUGGCUCGUGAAGAAUGUCUUCAUCGCCGUCAUCAUCGAGACCUUUGCUGAAAUCAGAGUGCAGUUCCAGCAGAUGUGGGGGUCCAGGAGCAGCACAACGUCCACAGCUACAACGCAGAUGUUCCACGAAGACGCUGCCGGGGGAUGGCAGCUUGUAGUAGUGGACGUCAACAAACCACAUGGCCGAGCGCCCGCCUGCCUCCAGCAACUGAUGCGCUCCUCCGUCUUCCACAUGUUCAUCCUGAGCAUGGUGGCUGUGGACGUGAUCGUUGCCGCUAGCAACUAUUACAAGGGCGAGAACUACCGGAGGCACUACGACGAGUUUUACCUGGCGGAGGUGGCCUUCACUGUUCUGUUUGACCUGGAGGCUCUUCUGAAGAUAUGGUGUCUGGGCUUCACGGGCUACAUCAGCUCCUCCCUGCACAAGUUUGAACUGCUGCUGGUUGUGGGCACCACCCUGCACAUCUACCCCGACCUCUACCACUCCCAGUUCACCUACUUCCAGGUCCUUCGAGUGGUGCGCUUGAUCAAGAUCUCUCCCGCCUUGGAGGACUUUGUCUACAAGAUCUUUGGACCGGGCAAAAAGUUAGGCAGCCUGGUGGUGUUCACAGCCAGCCUCCUCAUCGUCAUGUCAGCCAUCAGCCUGCAGAUGUUCUGCUUCGUGGAAGAACUGGACCGCUUUACCACGUUCCCCAGGGCAUUCAUGUCCAUGUUCCAGAUCUUGACCCAGGAGGGCUGGAUAGAUGUCAUGGACCAGACCCUGGUAGCAGUGGGUCACAUGUGGGCUCCAGUAGUUGCCAUUUACUUCAUCCUUUACCAUCUGUUUGCUACCCUGAUCCUUCUCAGUCUUUUUGUGGCCGUCAUAUUGGAUAAUCUUGAGCUGGAUGAGGACUUGAAGAAGCUCAAACAGCUCAAGCAAAGCGAGGCAAAUGCCGACACCAAAGAGAAGCUCCCGCUUCGACUCAGGAUCUUCGAAAAGUUCCCCAACAGACCUCAGAUGGUGAAGAUCUCCAAGCUGCCGUCUGAUUUUACUGUGCCCAGAAUCAGGGAGAGCUUCAUGAAGCAGUUCAUCGACCGCCAGCAGCAGGACCCAAGUUGUCUCUUCCGAAGACUCCCCUCCGCUUCGUCGUCCUCCUGUGACCACUCCAAACGCUCGGCCAUCGAAGACAACAAAUACAUCGACCAAAAGCUUCGCAGGUCAAUAUUUAGCAUCCAGGCUCGGAAUCUGCUGGAAAAAGAAACUACCGUCAAUAAAAUACUACGGGCCUGCACGAGGCAGCGGAUGCUCAGCGGGUCCUUGGAUGGACAGCCGGCCAAAGAGCGCUCCAUCCUCAGCGUCCAGCAUCACAUUCGGCAAGAGCGCCGCUCUUUGCGACACGGCUCCAGCAGUCAGAGGAUCAGCCGAGGGAAGUCGCUGGAGACCCUCACCCAGGAUCAUUCGAGCACCGUCCGCUACCGUAACGCCCAGAGGGAGGACAGCGAGAUCAAGAUGAUCCAAGAAAAGAAAGAGCAAGCAGAGAUGAAGAGAAAAGUCCAGGAGGAGGAGCUGAGGGAGAACCACCCGUACUUUGAUAAGCCUCUCUUCAUCGUGGGCCGGGAACACCGCUUCAGGAACUUCUGCCGGAUGAUCGUUCGAGCUCGCUUCAAUGCAUCCAAAACCGACCCCAUCACCGGAGCCGUGAAGAACACAAAGUACCACCAACUGUACGACCUCCUGGGCCUGGUCACCUAUUUGGACUGGGUGAUGAUCAUCGUGACCAUCUGCUCCUGCAUCUCCAUGAUGUUUGAGUCGCCCUUCACCAGGGUCAUGCACGUGCCCACCCUGCAGAUCGGAGAGUACGUCUUUGUCAUCUUCAUGAGCAUCGAGCUCAACUUGAAGAUCAUGGCUGACGGUUUGUUCUUCACUCCCACGGCGGUCAUCAGAGACUUUGGAGGUGUCAUGGACAUCUUCAUCUAUCUCGUGAGUCUCAUCUUUUUAUGCUGGCUUCCGCCGGACGUCCCGCCCGAGUCCGGCGCUCAGCUGCUGAUGAUGCUGCGCUGCCUGCGACCGCUCAGGAUCUUCAAGCUGGUGCCCCAGAUGAGGAAGGUGGUGCGGGAGGUCCUCAAAGGAUUCAAGGAGAUUUUCCUGGUUUCCAUUCUCCUCCUCACGCUGAUGUUGGUGUUCGCCAGCUUCGGAGUCCAACUGUUUGCUGGAAAGCUGGCCAAGUGUAACGACCCCCAUGUCAUGAAAAGGGACGACUGUCACGGGAUAUUCCGGAUUAACGUCAGCGUGUCCAAAAACCUCAACCUCAAACUCAAACCCGGCGAGAAGAAACCGGGAUUCUGGGUACCGAGAGUCUGGGCCAACCCUCGCAACUUUAAUUUUGACAAUGUGGGGAACGCCAUGUUGGCCCUCUUUGAGGUGCUCUCUCUGAAAGGAUGGGUGGAAGUCCGUGAUGUCAUCAUUCACCGCGUGGGACCGAUCCACGGAAUCUACAUCCAUGUCUUCGUGUUCCUGGGCUGCAUGAUUGGACUCACGCUGUUUGUGGGCGUCGUCAUUGCCAACUUCAAUGAGAACAAAGGCACUGCUUUGCUGACUGUGGACCAGAGGCGAUGGGAGGACCUGAAGAGUCGGCUGAAAAUUGCCCAACCUCUGCACCUGCCACCUCGUCCAGAGAACGGGGGAUUCCGGGCCAAGAUGUACGACAUCACCCAGCACCCGUUCUUCAAGCGUGGCAUAGCUGUGCUGGUGUUGGCCCAGUCUGUUCUGCUCUCAGUCAAGUGGGAUGUAGACGACCAAGUAACAUUCCCACUCGCCACCAUGUCUGUAGUCUUCACCUUUAUAUUUGUACUGGAGGUGACCAUGAAGCUGAUCGCCAUGUCUCCAGCCGGUUACUGGCAGAGCAGACGGAAUCGUUACGACCUGCUGGUGACGUCGCUCGGCGUCAUCUGGAUAGUCCUGCACUUUGCUCUGCUGAAUGCAUAUACAUACAUGAUGGGCACGUGUGUGAUCGUCUUCAGAUUCUUCACAAUAUGCGGCAAGCAUGUGACCCUGAAGAUGCUGCUACUCACUGUGGUCGUCAGCAUGUACAAGAGCUUCUUCAUCAUCGUGGGAAUGUUCCUCCUCCUGCUCUGCUACGCUUUCGCCGGAGUCGUUCUCUUCGGCACCGUCAAGUACGGCGAGAACAUCAACAGGCACGCCAACUUCUCCACGGCGGGCAAGGCUAUCACUGUCCUCUUCCGCAUUGUCACAGGGGAGGACUGGAAUAAAAUAAUGCACGACUGCAUGGUGCAGCCUCCGUUCUGCACGCCGGAUAAGCAUCGCUACUGGGAGACGGACUGCGGCAACUUGGCGGGAGCGCUCAUCUACUUCUGCUCGUUCUACGUCAUCAUCGCCUACAUCAUGCUCAACCUGCUCGUCGCCAUCAUCGUGGAGAACUUCUCUCUGUUCUACUCUACCGAGGAGGACCAGCUGCUGAGCUAUAAUGACCUGAGACACUUCCAGAUCAUCUGGAACAUGGUGGAUGACAAGCGGGAGGGUGUGAUCCCUACGUCCAGGGUGAAGUUCUUGCUGCGCCUGCUCAGGGGCAGACUGGAGGUGGACCUGGACAAAGACAAGUUGCUGUUUAAGCACAUGUGCUACGAGAUGGAGCGACUGCACAGCGGCGGAGACGUCACCUUCCACGACGUGCUCAGCAUGCUGUCCUAUCGCUCCGUGGACAUUCGUAAGUCCCUCCAGCUGGAGGAGCUGUUGGCCAGGGAACAGCUGGAGUACACCAUCGAGGAGGAGGUGGCCAAGCAGACCAUACGCAUGUGGCUCAAGAAGUGCCUCAAACGCAUACGCGCCAAGCAGCAGCAGUCGUGUAGCAUCAUCCACAGCUUGAGAGAGAGCCAGCAGCAGGAGCUGAGUCGCUUCCUCAACCCCCCCAGCAUCGAGACCACGGUGCCAAGUGAAGACCACAACGCCAACAACCCGGACAACCCCUCUCAGCCUGAGAUGAGCGGCCUCCAGCAGCUGCUCAGCCCCACCUUGUCCGACCGAGGAGGCUACAGGCAGGACUCCUCCGACCUGGGGAAGCCGCAGAGGAAGCUGGGACAGUGGCGGCUGCCUGCAGGUCGCACCAGUGUCAAGUCCAUCGUGUGCAAAAUGAACCCCGUCAACGGCGAGGCUUCCUCGGGUUCCGAGGUCAAGAAGUGGUGGACGCGCCAGCUGACAGUGGAGAGCGACGAGAGCGGCGACGACCUCAUCGACAUUUAGAGACGAGGUGCAUCCUCCCUUUCGCUUGUUGUCUUCUCAUCGACAUUUAGAGACGAGGUGCAUCCUCCCUUUCGCUUGUUGUCUUCUUUUCCCUCCUCUGAACAAUGAAUGAUGCUCACCUGCCGACUGCAGCUGUCCGCUUCUUUCCCCCCGACUGGAUCCACGCCACAC